AUGCCUCGCAAGCUCCGCGCGGCCGCUCAAGCGGCUGCGAAGCAGAUGAAAAAUGUACCAACAUUACCGGAUCUCUCCGACGAGGAAAUGGCAGAUGCGCCCCCAUCACAGCCCUCGUCCCCUCCUCCGGAAGCUCCAACCUCUCCCAAUGACGAUCCAGACGCAGAGCUGGAGAAUGAGGAACAAGAUGCCGAUGAAUCACGCGCCGGUACGCCCGACGAGUCCAAGGGGGACGAAAGCAACGCGGCAAGUCCCACGGUGGGAGACCCAACACAGACUGAUGGCGCGGCGGAUACACCUUCACACGCGAUCGGUCGCCCAGCAAUCCCGCGCAAACGUCGCCUUGGUCGCCCUCCCAAGAACCGUCCCCCCGACUGGGAUGCGCCCGACGGGAGUCAGACCCCAAUUCGCGUCACCACUCCUGUCAAGCGCCGGAGAGGUCGCCCUGCCGCAAGUGGUGGUCGCUGGGCUCGAAACCGUGGCCCAGUGCACAAUACCCAAGUUCCCAUUGACAAGGAGGGGAAUAUGAUGGAUGUCAUUGGCGACGAGGUCGCUCUUCCCCCUAAUCCGAUUGGAGACAGCAAAGUCGACGAGAACGGCCAUCUUCUGGGAGGUCGGGAGUAUCGAGUCCGCACGUUCACCAUCCUCAACCGUGGAGACAAGCUUUACAUGCUUUCAACGGAGCCAGCCCGAUGCAUUGGUUUUCGAGAUUCGUAUUUGUUCUUCCAGAAACACAAGAUGCUUUACAAGAUCAUCAUUGAUGACGAGGCCAAGCGCGAUCUCAUCGAGCGCGACAUCAUUCCUCAUUCCUACAAGGGUCGUGCGAUCGGUGUCGUCACGGCCCGGUCCGUGUUCCGCGAGUUCGGCGCGAAGAUUGUCGUGGGUGGUAAGAAGGUCACGGACGACUAUGACGAGCAGGCCGCUCGAGAGCGAGGCGAUGUUGAGGGUGAGCUCGCCGUCCCGGAGGAUAAACUUCCUGCUCCUGGCGAAGCAUACAACCGUAACCAGUACGUCGCCUGGCAUGGCGCUAGCAGUGUGUACCACACAAAUGCGCCGGCGAUGCCCAUGGUCGGUGGGAAGCCUCUCGACCCCAAAAAGCGACGGAUUCCAGUGACCGACGAGAAUUGGAUGCUCGAGCACGCGCGUGCCGCAAGCCAAUUCAACUCUAGGCUCGUCGAGAUUCGUCGGGAGACCAUGAACGGCACCUACGACGUCCACACCAACACCAUGCAAUAUCCUCAAAUCAUGCAACCUACCCACGCCCGCUGGGAGCGAGUUCCUCCGUCCGACAUGCGCAGCACCGCUGAGCUCAUGUCUUCACUCAGCAUCGAGCCGCACAGUUCCUCCGAAAACUCAAGACCCGGCUCCGCGGAAAAGGCUGUCCCUUCUGACCAGCCCAGUCAACAGGGCCAAAAUGCGACGAUUUUCUCCCCCGUUCCUCCACACAUCUCCAACCGCUAUGUUGUCACGGAUACCGUCUACGAAUCACCACCUUAUUCAAACAUGGGUCUCCCCGGCCCAGACGGUGAUUUACUGAACCCGAACCCUAAUGGGCUCGCCAGUAUUGCCGACCCGAAACACCCAGAGUUCAUGUCCCCCGAGAUCAUCGAUCUCUUGCCUGAGGAAUGCAAAGAAGCAUUCAUCGAUGCAGCAGCUCGUGAGAUUCAAUGGAAGUCCAAAUGGGGCAGCGAGUCGCAGAACAAGAUGCGUGCGCAGCCUUCGAAGAGCUACGCUUGGUAUCCUUAA
Messenger RNA from Penicillium oxalicum, 1746 nucleotides. Its product is annotated as chromatin structure-remodeling complex subunit RSC7. The record is from RefSeq and is a predicted model, not a curated record. Gene Ontology annotation, molecular function: chromatin DNA binding. Gene Ontology annotation, cellular component: nucleus. The coding region runs from base 1 to 1746 and encodes 581 amino acids. Lineage: Eukaryota; Fungi; Ascomycota; Eurotiomycetes; Eurotiales; Aspergillaceae. The transcript has 3 exons.